ACGUACUAUCAUUCCUUGUAGCGGGUACCUCUAUCCCUUCCUUCCUAUCUAUCCGACUGCUCCCUUCCGGUGGUUGUGUCCAAAGUACCGCUACACACAGGUCAUCCGGUCUGUGCUCAACAGCUCUCCCUAGCACGAAAUUCCAUUAGGCUACGUAAUUGCGCUCAAUCAGCUCUUACUACAGUCGCUGGCUCGACGUUGAGCAAAAACAGGCAUGAACGAGAGAAAGAACCAAGCUAGAGGAUAGUCAAACAAGCGAAACAGGCGUUGAAAACAAAAGGUAACACAACGAGUCAAAGAAUUUGCUUGGGUUCUCUCUGGAGAGUCACGUAAAGAGCCCAAAAUGGCCGGUGGUUAUUUUGAUCUACCGGUGGCCCCCUCCAGACGUUCGAGUAUCACUGAAGGACCUGGAGGGGCAAGCAGAUCCUCUGAAGGGCCGCGUGUAUCCCCUCUGCCAUCGCCCAAUAAUGAAGGCCUUCAGGACCGAUCGAUGGACCAGCGUGGAGCACAGGGCAGGCAUCGGAAUGCCGGCAUUCUUAAGAACACCAAUCGCGUUAAGUUCACUGUGAGCGAGUAUGGUCUUGGCGAAGUCCCCUCCGGAUCGACGUCAGAGAUCCGGUUUGAUGGAAGGGGUUCAUCAUUGCCGCAGAAGCCAUUACCCACUGCCAGCAUUCCCUCGACGGAGAAAGCACCCGUCGACCCCCAAUCGUUUCCCUUGGUUGAUAUCAGCGGUAGCUCGCCAACGGGUAUCACAGGCCGGACGGUCCACUCACGAGCUAGCUCCCCUGGGGUCACUGGGGACAAUGAGGUCAGUUAUGAGAAGGGGAGAGCCAUCUACUCCGCACAGGAGAGAGCCCAGAGGCUGGCAUCCCUCCUUGGCCGCUCCUCAAAAUCUCCGAAGCCAAGUCCUCGGUCGAGUCUGCCGUCAUCAAUCGCGUCCACACCUACGGAAGUGGCGCUACCCUCUGAGGACGGUGACGAGAUCCCUAUGAUAAGCCUUCCUGAGAAGCAAUACGACUUUUUCUCCGACGAUGAGGAUAAUCUCAUAGAUAAGCGACAAUCAACACGCACUGCGGAAGCUCAUCAACUCGUGCGCCAAAUGACUCGAAAGGAUUUUGACUUCUUCACCCGGAUCCGCGCUCCCUCUCCCGGACUCCGCUCUGCUCCGGUCACUCCACUUGAGGAGAGGGAUCCCGACACAUACGUCGAACGACCAGCUCAAUAUCGCGGUGGCAUUCUUUCUACCCUCCUGAAGCUCUACGACCAGCCCUCUCAGCUCAACUAUUCGCGAGGCCGAUAUGGCCACUCACGCCAAAGCAGCUCGGGAGGGUUUAGUGGGCGAGGCUUGUCCCCGGACCCGGGUUGGAAGCCUCAGCGACCAAGGAAGUGGUACGAGAAAUCUCCAAACCAAUCUAGCAUAUCUCUCUCUGGCUCGACGGCCAAGAACUCUUCUAGCUCUCCGAUUGCGAUGCUCAAGCGCUCGCGAAGCAGUGGUGCUAUUCCCGGCGUGCCUAAACGGAUGGGCAAGCCACAGCUGGAGGACGAAAUCCGGAUCACCGUUCAUAUCGCCGAGCUCCUCUCACGUCAACGGUAUUUGCUCCUGCUCUGCCGCGCAUUGAUGAAAUACGGGGCGCCUACACAUAGAUUAGAGGAGUAUAUGAGAAUGUCUGCGCGCGUUCUAGAGAUUGACGGUCAAUUCCUGUACAUGCCGGGCUGCAUGAUCAUCUCCUUCGAUGACGCUUCCACACACACUACUGAAGUGAAGCUGGUCCGUUCCCACCAGGGUGUUGACCUGGGUCGACUAUCAGACGUGCAUCAGAUCUACAAGGAGGUGAUCCACGAUGUUAUCGGUGUCGAGGAGGCCACACAGCGGCUAGAGGAGAUCAUGAAGAGGCCUGACAGAUAUCCGGUUUGGUUCCUCAUUUUGGUCCACGGGUGCGCCAGCGCCAGCGUUGGACCGUUUGCCUUCAACGCCCGCCCCAUUGAUAUGCCCAUUGCUUUCGUACUAGGAUGUCUCCUGGGUAUACUCCAGCUCGUUCUUGCUCCCCGCUCCCAUCUGUACUCCAAUGUUUUCGAGAUCUCGGCAGCGGUUUUGACCUCUUUCCUAGCUAGAGCUUUUGGUAGUAUUCGCUACAAUGGGGAGCGCCUCUUCUGCUUCUCAGCCCUAGCGCAAUCCUCAAUUGCCCUCAUCCUUCCUGGGUAUAUGGUGCUGUGCGCCAGCCUAGAGUUACAAUCACGCAGUAUCGUUGCGGGCUCCGUCCGCAUGGUUUACGCUAUCAUCUACUCUCUGUUCCUUGGGUUUGGUAUCACAAUUGGCACCGCUGUCUACGGGCUUUUAGACGGCGAUGCAUCCUCCGAUUAUACAUGUCCGGCCAGCCCAAUCACAAAUGAAUACCUCCAACGUUUUCCCUUUGUCAUUCCUUUCACUGUCUGCCUCGCCCUUGUCAACCAUGCCAAGUUGAAGCAAAUGCCGAUGAUGAUUGUCAUUGCAUUUGCGGGUUAUGUAACCAACUACUUCGGCUCUAAGCGAUUCUACUCAAGUACACAGGUAUCCAACGCCUUGGGCGCCUUCGUGAUUGGCGUCAUGGGAAACCUCUACAGUCGACUGCGACAUGGAUUCGCAGCCGCGGCGAUGCUACCCGCUAUCUUCGUUCUUGUGCCAUCGGGGCUUGCAGCCAGUGGAUCUUUAAUCUCUGGGAUCGCGUCAGCAGAACAAAUCACCAACAAAAUCACACCUUACUCUGUGGUGUCCAAUGGCACACAGGGAUUCAUGGACGCAGCCAAAAACAUGACCAUGCCGCAAAGCAAUGACCAAUUCCACGGAGUCGUCUUCGAUAUCGGAUACGGGAUGGUCCAGGUCGCAAUUGGCUUUACCGUCGGUCUCUUCCUGGCCGCUUUAGUCGUCUAUCCGCUCGGAAAGAAGCGCAGCGGACUUUUCAGUUUCUAAACCUCCGUAUAUACUCAAAUAUCCCCAUUUCCUUUGGUCACUUUCUGUCUCUGAUCGGUUUUAUAUGUAUUACAUUAUGGUCACGCAGCAAGCGAG
Aspergillus alliaceus is the source of this 3043-nucleotide messenger RNA. RefSeq names its product threonine/serine exporter family protein. Gene Ontology annotation, biological process: transmembrane transport. The transcript has 2 exons. Gene Ontology annotation, molecular function: transmembrane transporter activity. The coding region runs from base 344 to 2947 and encodes 867 amino acids. Lineage: Eukaryota; Fungi; Ascomycota; Eurotiomycetes; Eurotiales; Aspergillaceae. The record is from RefSeq and is a predicted model, not a curated record.